AUGGAGUCCCAUUCAAGCCCUCCAUAUGCCAGCCUACAACGGAUCUGUGUGCAAAUCCCUGUGCAGGAACAUGACAUAGAAACAAUCCAUGGUAUAGUCCAUGUCACCAUAAGGGGCUCACUGAAGGGAAAUAAACCAGUAAUCCUGACGUACCAUGACAUCGGGCUUAACCAUAAAUCCUGUUUCAAUACCUUCUUCAACUUCGAGGAUAUGCAGGAGAUCACCCAGCACUUUGCUGUCUGCCAUGUGGACGCCCCAGGCCAGCAGGAAGGGGCACCCUCCUUCCCAACAGGGUAUCAGUACCCCACCAUGGAUGAGCUAGCCAAAAUGCUGCCUUGCAUUCUUAUACACUUAAGUGUGAAGAGCAUCGUUGGUAUUGGAGUUGGAGCAGGAGCCUACAUCCUCAGCCGAUUUGCACUCAAUCAUCCAGAGCUGGUAGAAGGUCUUGUGCUCAUUAACGUUGACCCGUGUGCUAAAGGCUGGAUUGAUUGGGCAGCUUCCAAACUCUCAGGCUUGACGACCAACAUUGUGGACAUAAUUUUGGCUCAUCACUUUGGACAGGUAAGCACUUGUGCAACCUGA
Onychomys torridus (southern grasshopper mouse) is the source of this 582-nucleotide messenger RNA. Its product is annotated as protein NDRG3-like. NCBI's taxonomy places the organism in Eukaryota, Metazoa, Chordata, Mammalia, Rodentia, Cricetidae. Gene Ontology annotation, cellular component: cytoplasm. The transcript is spliced from 7 exons. The coding region runs from base 1 to 582 and encodes 193 amino acids. Gene Ontology annotation, biological process: signal transduction. The record is from RefSeq and is a predicted model, not a curated record.